CUUCAAUUGAAUUGAGUUACCUAACUUCGAUGAGAAGGGAGCACGCGCGCUGGAGAACACGGUGCAUGGAACCUCUCCAGCCUUCAAACUUCAAAGUUCACACCUGAGGCUGAGGCGUGAUUUUCAUCGAGGCGGCUGCCUUCACAAUUCAGAAGCAAAGCAAAGCUGCUGAUCUCCCUUGUUGGGCGGCUCUUCACGAAGGGAUCUGCCACCAUCUACAGGGCAAUUGGGCUUCGCGGGGUUUCCUUGCUCAAGCAAGAGGGAGUUGCAAUCGCCUGAUUGCCAUUCUGUUCUCUGUUGAUUGUCACGCGGUUCUUGUUGGAGGUUGGACACAACAUUGACAAGGGCAGAUUGUUUGACUCGACUUGGUGUCAGAACGGGUGCACCCAGCCCUCUGAUCGUUGCUCAAGCUCUUCACGAAGGGUUCUGUGAGAGGAUCCAGCAGCAAUGCCGCAGACUGUGGAAUUGAAAGUGGGCAUGACUUGCGGGGGCUGCGUGGGUGCAGUCGAAAGAGUCCUCAAGAAGACUGAAGGGGUCCAGUCGUACAACGUGGAUCUUCAACAACAGAAGGUGACGGUGGUCGGAGAUCUGGACCCACAGAUGGUCCUAGAAAAGGUUGCAAAAACUGGAAAGCCGACAAGUUUUUGGACCAACUGAGACUCUGUCAGAAGAGUUACCGAGAACCUCUUAGGUAAGUUGGUGUAGUUGUCGAAGUGUCUUCGGGUUUGGGGCCGUCGCAUAUGAGUUUGAGUCCUUGCUUACACCCCACACCCUUGCUAGGUCGUCACAAUCUACCUGGAAUGUAAUUGAAGAAAGCUGCUCCAAGUCUGAUCAGCGCUUGUAAAGACUCAGAUCCAUGUUGUAGAGUAUCAAUCAAGAAUGCUUAAAAAAUUCUUGAUCACAGUCCUGCAACUGACCUUGAACUACCUUGAAUCGAGAGUGGACUCGCAGCUUCAGGUCAGUUGAAGUUGCAAAAAACCCAGCGGCAAAGCCUCUGAUUACACAAGGGCUAGCUCAGCUCCUAAAGGAAGUUGCGGUUAGGGGCCCAUGAGCCGGUACUUCAGGCUGCACAUACAUGAGCGUUUGAUCUGGCACGCUCAGCGAAUAAACAACUCUAUGCAAUGGGCGGGCCCCGUUUGGUGUGCAACCGUCGAUCAUUUGGAUGACAUGCAA
Molecule: messenger RNA, 1173 nt
Organism: Klebsormidium nitens
Lineage: Eukaryota; Viridiplantae; Streptophyta; Klebsormidiophyceae; Klebsormidiales; Klebsormidiaceae
Source: the annotation of a GenBank genome assembly